UAGUAACUGUCGAUAACGAAUCUCCUCGCACGUUGUCUUUCCUAUUUCCGGUUUCAUUACUUUCUAAUGUGCUGUCAUUUUAUCACGAAUCAUGUCGUUGAAAGUUGAAAUCAGCAAGGAAAAACCAGCUGUUGGUGCCUUGUUAACAACAGAAUAUCUCAAAUCCAAGGAGAAAGAUGUUUCAUGGCAUUUUGGGGCAAGCAAUAGUCUUGUUAUUAGCCAAGAUGUCAUUUUCACCUUGGGACCUUCAAUCUGCCGAUAUUUAUCCAGAGCCAAUUCUGAUGUUGGAUUGCAGGGCACUAGUAUUCUUGAGAAAACCGAGGUUGAUCAUUGGAUUAGUUUUGCCAGUGGUCAGUUGUCCUGUAAAUCUGAAUUUACAGAAGCUGUGCAAUAUCUGGACACUGUGCUGGCUCCAGUCACUUACCUUGUGGGACAUGGCCUGACACUGGCAGACUUUGCUGUGUGGGAAGCACUUCAUGUGAACAGUACAUGGCAAGUUAUGAUGUCACAAAACAGUGCCCCACUGAAUGUUUUCCGCUACUACAAACACCUCUCUGCCCAAGACGUGUUCCGAAAUAUCACCGGUGUUAUACCGACAGUUUCUGCCAAGAUGGACAAGAAACCUGACUCAACAAUUAAAAAAGAUGAAGGGAAGUUUGUGGAGCUGCCAGGUGCUGAAAUGGGGAAAGUUGUGGUUAGAUUCCCACCAGAAGCAAGCGGCUACCUGCACGUGGGACACGCGAAAGCAGCACUACUGAACCAGUACUACCAGCAAUGUUUCAACGGGACGCUCAUCAUGAGGUUCGAUGACACGAACCCUGCUAAGGAAAACGCUGAAUUUGAGCAGGUCAUCCUGGAAGAUAUAGCGAUGCUGGGAAUCAAGUACGAUAUCUUCUCGCACACCUCCGACCACUUCGACACACUGAUGCAGUACUGCGAGAAACUGAUCCGAGAUGGCAAGGCCUAUGCUGACGACACGGAAGCGGAAGUCAUGAAAAAGGAGAGAGAGGAAAGGAAAGAAUCGAAAAAUAGGAACAACGGUCUUGACAAGAAUCUGAAGAUGUGGAAGGCGAUGAAAGAGGGUACAGAAUUUGGUCAGAAAUGCUGUGUGCGUGCAAAGAUGGACAUGAAGUCGGACAACGGCUGUCUCCGUGACCCCACACUGUACAGGUGUAAAACCGAACCCCACCUCAGGACUGGAACCAAAUACAGGGUUUACCCCACAUAUGACUUUGCCUGUCCAAUUGUAGACAGUGUUGAGAAGGUGACCCAUGCCCUGAGAACAACCGAGUAUCAUGACAGAGAUGAUCAGUAUUAUUGGAUUCUUGAAGCAUUGGGACUACCAAAGCCAUACCUUUAUGAGUAUAGUCGACUGAAUCUACAAAACACUGUCAUGUCCAAACGAAAACUGACGUGGUUUGUCAAUGAGGGACUUGUAGAUGGAUGGAAUGAUCCCCGAUUACCAACCGUGAGAGGUGUACUACGAAGAGGUAUGACUGUUGAGGGUCUGAAGCAGUUCAUCAUAACACAGGGAUCAUCUCGAUCAGUAAAUAUGAUGGAAUGGGAUAAAAUAUGGGCAUAUAACAAAAAGGUUAUAGACCCAGUUGUACCACGGUACACUGCUCUUGCAAAAGACGAUCUCGUACCAAUACAUGUUCUUGGAGCCAAGGUCGAAAGCAAAGAAGUGCCAAAACACCCCAAGAAUUCUGACACUGGAAACAAAACAAUCUGGUACAGUGAUAAGGUUUACAUAGAGGGUGCUGAUGCUGCAGUUCUCAAUGAAGGAGAAAUUGUGACGUUCAUCAACUGGGGCAAUCUCAAGAUGAAGGCCAUCAAAAAGAAUGCCAGUGGACAAGUGGAAUCAAUUGAUGCUGAAUUGAAUCUUGACAACACAGACUACAAGAAAACUCAGAAGAUAACCUGGCUGGCCGAGACGGACCAGGCGAAGUUCACACCGUCUGUGUGUGUUCAUUUUGAUCACAUCAUCACCAAGCCAGUGCUGGGAAAGGAGGAAGACUUCAAGCAGUAUGUCAAUAUGGACUCGAAGAAAGAAUAUGUUAUGCUUGGAGAUCCAUGCCUGUCUUCUCUGAAGAAAGGGGAGAUAAUCCAGCUUCAGCGACGAGGUUACUACAUCUGUGACCAGCCAUAUGAGCCAGUCAGCCGGUAUACUGGAAAAGCCAGCCCAUGUAUCUUGUUCCACAUCCCAGAUGGACAUCAGAAAGAGAUGCCAACAGCUGGUUCCAAGCACAAGCCAGAUGUCAGUGUCAAAGAGAAAGCUCAGAGUAAGAAAGGCAAAGCUGCUGAGAAGUCUCCUCAAGACGAACAGCCUCCCGCUGUGAAAGAGUCAACUAACAUGGCGGAUAUCGACAACAGAAUCCGAGUUCAGGGAGACACGGUCAGAAAACUGAAGGGAGAAAAAGCUUCUAAAGGUGAUAUUGAUGCUGCUGUCAAGAUGUUGCUGUCUUUGAAAGCUGAGUUUAAGUCUGCCACUGGGAAAGACUGGAAGCCGGACGCACUGAAGACAGACAACAAACCACAGACAGACAACAAACCACAGACUGAUGUGGACGACUUGAACAACAAGAUUGUCAUGCAGGGAAACAAAGUCCGUGAUCUGAAGGCUAACAAGGCAACCAAGCCUGACAUUGAUGCCGCUGUUAAAGAACUGUUGUCUCUGAAAGCUGACUACAAAUCGGCCACUGGCAAAGACUGGAAGCCUGGAAGCACGCCUUCAAAAGAAGCGAGUCCAUCGCAGGUUAAUGUGAAUGACUUGAACAACAAAAUUGUCACACAGGGAAAUACAGUUCGAGACCUGAAGUCAAAGAAAGCAGAGAAGAAUAUAAUUGAUGCAGAAGUGAAGACCCUACUAUCACUAAAAGCGCAGUACAAAAGUGCGACUGGCAAGGACUGGAAACCUUCAUCAGAGACUGCAGCUAAGCCAGCGGAGGCUGGAGCAAAGUCGACAGACAAGAUGUCAACAGCAACCAGCAGCACUGACACAGAUGAGGCGAAAAGCCUCAAGAUUCAAAUCGAUAAGCAGGGAGACAAAGUCCGAAAUCUCAAGACUUCCGGUGCAGCAAAGGCUGACGUUGACAAAGCGGUUCAGGUUCUUCUUGACCUGAAAGCCAAAUAUAAGGACCUCACUGGACAAGACGUGGCUGGUGCUCCUAGAAAAGACAAGAAAGAGAAGAAGGCAGAAAAGAAAGCCGAUAAGGGAGGUAAUAAAGCCGAUAAGGGAGGUAAUAAAACGGAGAAGAAGCAGGACAAGGCCGAAGCGCAAGAUGGAGCAGCAGGACCCAAGAAAAUAACUCGACUUGGGUUGGAGACCAAGAAAGAUGAGGUACUCUCUGACUGGUACACCCAGGUGAUCACGAAGGCCGAGCUGGUGGAGUACUAUGAUGUUAGCGGCUGCUACAUCCUACGGCCAUGGUCCUACGCCAUCUGGGAAGUCAUACAGAGAUUCUUCGAUACAGAGAUCAAGAAACUCGGUGUGGAAAAUUGUUACUUCCCAAUGUUUGUAUCACAAGCUGCUUUGGAGAAGGAAAAAUCACAUAUAGCUGACUUUGCCCCAGAAGUUGCCUGGGUUACGAGAUCAGGACAGUCCGAUUUGGCAGAGCCUAUAGCUAUUCGUCCAACAAGUGAAACUGUAAUGUAUCCAUCAUAUGCAAAGUGGAUCAAAUCUCACCGAGACCUGCCGCUAAAACUUAACCAGUGGUGUAAUAUUGUUAGGUGGGAGUUCAAGCAUCCACAGCCAUUUCUGCGAACCCGAGAAUUUCUCUGGCAAGAGGGGCACACCGCAUUCUCCAACCCAGAAGAGGCAAAAGAAGAGGUGUACUCCAUUUUGACUCUCUAUGCAAGAGUCUAUGAAGAACUGCUAGCUAUCCCAGUGGUGCGAGGUAGGAAAACGGAAAAAGAAAAGUUUGCUGGCGGCGACUUUACAACGACAGUGGAGGCAUACAUCUCAGCAAGUGGCAGGGCUAUUCAGGGAGCCACGUCUCACCACUUGGGCCAGAACUUCUCGAAAAUGUUUGACAUUAUGUACGAAGAUCCUGAAACACGUGAAAAGCAGUUUGUCUAUCAGAACUCGUGGGGAAUAACCACACGGACUAUUGGAGUAAUGACGAUGGUGCACGGAGACGACACCGGGCUGGUGCUGCCACCACGAGUCGCAUCUAUUCAGAUUGUAAUUGUGCCAUGUGGCAUCACGGCAAACUUACCGAAGGCAGAUGAAAAUAAUCUUAUGUCAAAAUGUGAAGAGCUGGCAUCCUCACUUAAAGCAGGCAACAUCAGGACGAAGGCCGAUCUGAGGGACAACUACUCGCCAGGCUGGAAGUUCAACCACUGGGAGCUCAAGGGAGUUCCAAUCCGUGUAGAACUUGGUCCGCGGGAUAUCAAACAGAACCAGCUGGUUGCUGUGAGACGCGAUACGGGAGAGAAACUGACGCUGAAGAACGAGAAUGUGGCACAACAGCUGAACGACCUGCUAGAGAAAAUACAAACAGAUCUCUUCAACAAAGCAAAAUCUGAUCUGGAUUCCCACCUCACAGUGUGCCAUGACUGGACGACGUUCUGCAACAUGCUGGAUCAGAAGAAACUCAUACAGGCUCCAUUCUGUGGGGAGAUUCCCUGUGAGGACAACAUCAAGAAAGACAGUGCAAGGGAUGUGGUGGUGGAGGAGGGAGCUCCAGCGAUGGGGGCCAAGGGUCUAUGUAUUCCCUUCCAGCAGCCGGAGGAGCUGAAAGCAGGCACCAAGUGUAUUCACCCAGACUGCAAGAACACCGCCAAGUUCUUCACUCUGUUUGGCAGGAGUUACUAACAACCAUAAUCAAACCAUACACACACUGAAUUGUUCAUCCAAUGGCAGGAGUUAAUAAGAGCAGGGCCCGUGCUUAUAAAACUUUUAUUAGAGUCCAGACUCCAUCUCUAAUGACGUCAUACACAUACAGUUUGAAUGGCGUUGUCAUGACAUUAGUGUCUCAGACUCUAUUAGAGUCUCAAGAGUCUCGAGUCUAAGACCCUAAAACAUUUAUUUAAGUGCCAGAGUAGCAGUUGUGUGUUCAAAUUUGCAAGUGACUGAUGAGAAUUUUGCAAUUCAAAGAUCGAAACUACUGAAAUAGAGGGUAUGAUAAAAUUCUGCUCAUAUUGUGGGUGUUGUUAGGAAACAAAUACAUUAAUAUUAACUAAA
Messenger RNA from Gigantopelta aegis, 5185 nucleotides. RefSeq names its product bifunctional glutamate/proline--tRNA ligase-like. Gene Ontology annotation, cellular component: cytoplasm; aminoacyl-tRNA synthetase multienzyme complex. The coding region runs from base 92 to 4816 and encodes 1574 amino acids. The record is from RefSeq and is a predicted model, not a curated record. NCBI's taxonomy places the organism in Eukaryota, Metazoa, Mollusca, Gastropoda, Neomphalida, Peltospiridae. The transcript is spliced from 32 exons. Gene Ontology annotation, molecular function: glutamate-tRNA ligase activity; proline-tRNA ligase activity; ATP binding. Gene Ontology annotation, biological process: prolyl-tRNA aminoacylation; glutamyl-tRNA aminoacylation; translation.